CUUUCUCUCCACAUGGCCCUGAGCCUCGCCUGUUAAUUUUUCAUUAUAUUCCCCAGCUGAUUUCUAGUUGGACAAGUCAGAGGAGAGAGCCAUGGGAAACAAAAGGAUUGGGGAUUUGGAGCCCAAUGGGACUGUGAUUGUGCCAGAGAUAAAGGAAAAACCAGAGAAGGAGAAGGAUGAGCUAGAAGAAAGAGGUCAAUGGACCAACAAAGUGGAGUUUGUGCUUUCUGUGGCUGGAGAGAUCAUUGGUUUGGGAAACGUUUGGCGAUUUCCUUAUCUCUGCUACAAGAACGGAGGUGGUGCCUUCUUAAUUCCAUAUGCCAUCUUUCUCUUUACCUGUGGAAUUCCAGUCUUCCUCCUGGAGACAGCCUUGGGGCAAUACACUAGUCAAGGAGGAAUCACUGCCUGGAGAAAGAUCUGCCCUAUCUUUGAAGGAAUUGGAUAUGCUUCACAAGUGAUUGAAUCUUAUCUGAAUAUUUAUUACAUUGUCAUUCUGUCUUGGGCCCUGUUUUACCUCUUUAACUCCUUCUCAGCUGUAUUACCCUGGGCCAAUUGCAAUAAUUACUGGAAUUCAGAAUACUGUGUGGACUUUCUGAAUGCCUCCUAUCCUGGGAAUAAUACUAAUGCCACCUCUCCAGUUAUCGAAUUCUGGGAGAGGCGAACGCUGAAAAUAACAGACGGUAUUCACAAUCUGGGCACUGUGCGCUGGGAGUUGGCUCUCUGCCUCAUGCUGGCCUGGAUCAUGUGCUAUUUCUGCAUCUGGAAAGGAGUCAAGUCCACUGGCAAAGUAGUCUACUUCACUGCCACUUUCCCUUACCUAAUGUUGAUUGUGCUGCUGAUCCGAGGAGUCACUCUCCCUGGGGCUUUAGAUGGAAUUAUAUUCUACUUAAACCCAGACAUUUCCAGACUGGCUGAUCCUCAGGUAUGGAUGGAUGCAGGUACUCAGAUCUUCUUUUCAUAUGCCAUCUGUCAAGGAUGCUUGACAGCUCUUGGCAGCUACAACAAAUAUAACAACAAUUGUUACAGGGAUUCCUUUAUGCUCUGUUUCCUGAACAGUGCUACAAGCUUUGUGGCUGGCUUUGCCAUCUUCUCUGUAUUGGGCUUUAUGGCACAGGAACAAGGAAUCCACAUUUCAAAAGUUGCUGAAUCAGGUCCUGGCCUAGCCUUCAUUGCUUACCCCAAAGCAGUAACCAUGAUGCCUGUAUCUCAGCUGUGGUCCUGUUUGUUCUUCCUUAUGCUGAUCUUCUUGGGGCUGGACAGUCAAUUUGUCUGUGUCGAGAGCUUAGUGACUGCCAUUGUUGACUUGUUCCCGGAAAUCUUCCGUAAGAAAGGACGUAGAGAGCUACUGAUCCUUGGCAUUGCUGUGAUCUGCUAUCUGAUUGGCUUGGUGCUCGUCACGGAGGGUGGGAUGUACAUCUUUCAGCUGUUUGAUUAUUAUGCAGCCAGCGGCACGUGCCUUCUCUUCCUUGCCAUCUUUGAAGUCCUCUGCAUCGCGUGGGUUUAUGGAGCUGAUCGUUUUUAUGACAAUAUUGAGGAUAUGAUUGGCUACCGGCCCUGGCCCCUGAUUAAAUACUGCUGGCUCUAUCUCACACCUGGUGUUUGUCUGGCUACCUUCCUGUUUUCACUCAUUAGAUACCAACCACUCAGAUACAAUGCCGUAUAUGAAUAUCCUCCAUGGGGGAUUGCUGUGGGUUGGUUGUUGGCGUUGUCCUCUAUGAUCUGCAUACCAUCCUAUAUUAUAUUCAUCCUCCUGAAAACCAAAGGAUCUUUAAAAGAGCGGUUAUACCAGCUUACUGCUGCAUCAGAAGACUUGCCCCAGCCAAAGAAGCAUCUGAAUGGCAGUUCUGGAUGGGAAUGCUCUGGACUGGGAUCCCAACAUCCAGUCAAGGAAGUGUCUGUCAUGACAGAGAAGGAAACCAACUUCUAGAGCUUCUUUACGUUCUGGAAAGGUCUCUUCAUAUUUCUGGAGACUCUGCUUAUAUCCAGGCUGAGUUUCCCCUGAGGU
Molecule: messenger RNA, 2005 nt
Organism: Candoia aspera
Lineage: Eukaryota; Metazoa; Chordata; Lepidosauria; Squamata; Candoiidae
Product: sodium- and chloride-dependent betaine transporter-like
Exons: 15
Coding region: 92-1927 (611 amino acids)
Biological process (GO): sodium ion transmembrane transport
Cellular component (GO): plasma membrane
Molecular function (GO): gamma-aminobutyric acid:sodium:chloride symporter activity
Source: RefSeq, a predicted model, not a curated record